UUUUUUCUCUCCUUUAAUUAAUUUUCGCCCAGCAAAAAAAAAAAGAAAAAGAAAUCGAAACUUUUCUUGUGUAAAUGGAAGGAGAAACUCAUCAAUCGGAGCCGUUACCUUUACCGUCUGGAGAUUCCGACGAAGGAAUCAGUGCUGCGAUAGAGGCGGAGCUCGCAGAGUUAGCUGCUGGAGAUUCAAGCGGCGGUGGUUGCGGCGGUGGGAGAGGGGUUAAGAGUAAAGUGAAAGGACCUUGGUCUACGGAGGAAGACGCUGUGCUCACUAAGCUCGUGAGUAAGUUAGGUGCGAGGAAUUGGAGUUUGAUCGCUCGUGGUAUCCCUGGUCGUUCUGGCAAAUCUUGUCGAUUGCGUUGGUGUAAUCAGCUUGACCCUUCUCUCAAGCGUAAACCUUUCUCUGAUGAGGAAGAUCGUAUGAUAAUAUCUGCUCACGCGAUUCAUGGAAACAAAUGGGCGGUGAUUGCCAAAAUGUUAUCAGGGAGAACAGAUAACGCUAUCAAGAACCACUGGAACUCGACCCUUAGACGUAAAUAUGCUGAUUUAUGGAAUACUGGUAGUCAAUGGAUACCUAAUUCAGUUACCACUGCUCACAUCAAGAACGAAAAUGUCGAGGAAAAACAACAGUUGCCUCAAGGAGAAAUCAAUUCGCCACCAAAAAACAAUUCUCCACCAAAUCCUCCACAAGUGAGUGAUGUUAUAAUGGAAGAUGCAGCCAAUGAACCUCAAGAACAAGCUCCACCAUUAGACAGUAAUGUUCCACCAGUAGAGAGUAACGUUCCAGUAGACAGUAACGUGUUUCGCCCAGUGGCUCGUGUUGGUGCGUUCAGUGUCUAUAACCCAACUAGCCACAGAAAUGGAUACAGAGACCACAACAUAGUUCCAUGCGAGGGACUGUUGAUUCAAGCGGCUAAACCCGAUUCAUUGGCUGGUAAAUUUCUACAAUCUCUUUACGAUGAACCUCAUGUCCCUUCGAAAUGUGGUCGCGGUUGCUCUACUAAUCCAGCUGAAACCAAGUUCUCACGUAACUCGGUGUUGGGACCGGAGUUUGUGGAUUAUGAAGAGCCUUGUGCAGUUUUCAACCAAGAACUGAUAUCUAUAGCAACUGAUUUGAACAACCUUGCGUGGAUAAAGAGUGGCCUUGACAAUGCCGUUGUCAGAGAAGCAGAACAGAGCUUGAAGAUUGAUAAUUUCAACUAUAAUGAUCCUCGAAUCAAGUUUUCUGGAAUGAUGCCUAGACAAGAUUUCUUCUGUGCAAGAAGCUGAACUCAAACGUAGGGCUUGAGAGAAUCAUCAUCACCACCCCCACUUGUUUUUUCCCCCAUUUUUUGCGCUUUGACGCAUAUAGAUGAUGAUGAUCUUUAUGAUGAUUCGAGGUUGUCUCUGACAUUUUGAUUCGGAUUCCCGUGAAGAGAGACUUAACAUAAUAUGUAAUGAUCAUUUUAGCCUUUUGAUCAGAUUCGUAUCUCUUAUAUAUAACAAUCUUACAUCAUAUGCA
This is a messenger RNA of Capsella rubella, 1500 nucleotides long. RefSeq names its product transcription factor MYB25. Gene Ontology annotation, biological process: regulation of DNA-templated transcription. Bases 75 to 1268 code for a protein of 397 amino acids. Lineage: Eukaryota; Viridiplantae; Streptophyta; Magnoliopsida; Brassicales; Brassicaceae. Gene Ontology annotation, cellular component: nucleus. The record is from RefSeq and is a predicted model, not a curated record. The transcript has 2 exons. Gene Ontology annotation, molecular function: RNA polymerase II cis-regulatory region sequence-specific DNA binding; DNA-binding transcription factor activity, RNA polymerase II-specific.